This is a messenger RNA of Macrobrachium nipponense, 3269 nucleotides long. RefSeq lists its product as uncharacterized. Lineage: Eukaryota; Metazoa; Arthropoda; Malacostraca; Decapoda; Palaemonidae. The record is from RefSeq and is a predicted model, not a curated record. Gene Ontology annotation, biological process: protein ubiquitination. Gene Ontology annotation, molecular function: ubiquitin protein ligase activity.
UACUUUGACAUUUUCUGAGAACAUCAUGGCCUCCCAGGACUGUCAGGUGUGCCUGGAGCGUUUCAACAACGUGGGGAGGAGGCCGAGAUGCCUCAGCUGUGGCCAUACCCUCUGCAAUUCAUGCCUGACAGACAUCCUAGGCCGAGGCAAGCUUCUGUGUCCCUUCUGCCGCUUACCCCACAACGGGACGGUCCAGUCGGCGGACGACGUCCCCAUUAACUACACCGUCGUCAGUCUCCUGGAGGACCCGGCGUUUUCCCUGGCCACGCAGAGGGAUCAAGCUCUCCUUGUGGAGCUGAAGCGCGAGGCGAGCGAGCUGAACACGGAGCACCUGGUGACCCUCAACUGCCACCUGACGCGGCUGCGCGACUUCCAGCAGAAGCUGAGUCACCAGAGGGUCAUCCACCAGAACCAGCUCCAGGCUCUGCAGACCCUCGUCGGGAGACACGAGUCCCUCCUGGAAGCCAUGGUCUCCGCUUCCGACGAAGCGGCAGCCAGGAUAGAAGAGGGAGAGGGGACGCGGACAACCCUAGAGAGCGCGCAAGAUCAGGUGAACUCUGCGUCGUCUCUCUUGGAAGUUGCGCAGGUGCAUCAGGAGCACGGCGGGCGUAGCGUCAUGGUGCAAGAGUGGGUCGCAAAGGCUCAGAACGUCUUGGGUUCUCAGGCGCUCAGCAGAGCGAAGGAGAUCGAGAUAGUCACAUGCUCUGCGUUAGAGGCUGCUGUGGAAAGGAACACUGCUGGUGCUGCAGCUAAUUUUUCUCCACGUAAAGGAAGGCACAGUGACUUUGAUGAUAUUCCAAAGUUCUUGUCAGAAAUACUGAAGGCAGCUUCUCUCGUGGGCAGCGAUGUGUGGGCAGUACACAACGAGGAAGGAAGGAGCCGCUGUGCCAGAGUCACACUGCUUGACGGAUACCUCCUACUGCAUUCACUCCGUGAGGGAACGCCACCUGUCUACACACACAAAGUUGAAUACCUAGACGUGAGGAACAUGGUGGACAGAACUUGCAUGCGAACAUUCUUGGAGUUCUCUUGGAAUGGCCAGGUUCAGGGAAGGUUAGUCAUAAAACUGGUCAACUUGGCUCCGAGGACCCGCCAGUUCUUCUACCUGUGCUCGGGGGAGCGGGGUCCCUCGUACGCAAACACCCGCCUCUUGGAAGUGGAAAACAGAGGCAGGCCAGGGGAGCGCAUCUGGGGCGGAGAUUACGAAAUGGACAACGGAACUGGUGGCGCACCACUUCCAGGCCUGACCAUGGGAGACCUCACCGCCCAGAGCGUGACUGCCGGACUCGUCGCCGGGUUCUGCUACUCGAACGACCACAAGCCGGCCCACUUCACGAUCUACAGCUACGACCACCCAAUAGAGUAUGAAGAGUGUCCGAUAGGCCAGGUCGAGCUCGGUCUCGACGUGGCGUGCAGUGCGGCUAAACUCACCAACAUUCAAGAUGCUGUCGUCAGCGACUGUGGCAUCGUGCUUCCGCUGCAUGUUUAGACUUCUGCCACUUCUGUUUCUGAAAUAACUAUACUUCUGACUUUUUUUUUUUUUUUUUUUUUUUUUUUUACUCUUGAGAAUGCAUAAUCUCUCAGACCCACCGAGGUUCCUUAUCUGAAACAAAUAGCUACCACGUGUCACUGGAAGUCGUAAGCACUGUGAUUUUCUCUCCCAGUGGGUGAACUGGAAUACCAAUCUGACACUAGUUUACUGUUCAAAUCACUACCUCUCUUUCACUGAUCAAAAGGCAGGACUAGGAAUGGAUCAGUUAGAAGUGCCAAAAUUUAUUGUAUAUACAUAGUAUAUUUAUCACAGAUAGGUCCUGGAGAGGAGAAUUAAAGCAUAUUCAGGCUACAGUUUACAUAAAGAUGUGCAGUGUACAUAGUCUUCACAUAUCAAAAUGUAAAUAUACUUCCGCUUCCUUUUAAAAUGCACCACCAUAUUGUAUAGAGUUAACCUUUGGCACCUUGCAAUAAUCUGUGAUUUUGUAUAUAAGUAUAGUAGUCUAUUUAAGCGGGAAAUAGUCUUGUCUGGCAUUUCCCCUGGGGUUAGGAGAGGUUGUUUGGUAAGUGAAUUUUGUGCUGCAAAUGCUUUCAAGACUUUUCGAGGUGGAUGAAUGUAUGGAAAAAUUUCUGCUACCUUGAGCACAGUAGGGUAUUCCAGUGUUCUGGUAAACCUUAGGCAUUUAGUUUUCUUAUUUUUGUAUGGCAAGCUUAGCUUCCCUUUAUAAUUUUCCAUAAAAUAUUACAUUUCUGUACAAUAUAUGACUGCUCUGACAUUUGCUGUCAUCAAACGGCUCACCAAGACUGCUUCUACCAGUAUUAUAGAUAUAGAACAGAGAGACAAGUUUUGUGCUGGAUAUCAAUUUUUGCAAUUUACAGGAACAAUCCAUUUCUGUCUCUCUUGCUCUCUGCAAAGUCUGUUGAAAAUCAGUGCCUCUCAAUUAUACUUAGCGGUGCUUUAUCAUUCCAAGACUAGUGUAUCCAUAUCGUUAAGAGUGACAGCUACGUAUCAUACUUGUACAGUUUUGAUUCUACGGGCAUUCUGUAGUGUCUUGACUUCGUCCGUGCAAAGCAACUAGAGGUUCUGAUAGCGGCAUACGGUUUCCAAACAAGUGAAUUGAAAGAUUUAGCAGUUGUUAACAAGUUGAAAACAAGCAGGGAAGAAUCCUGAUGUCUGAUUGUGGCUCAGCAAGUUAAGAACAAGAUUGUGGUUUAAAAGGUUCAGAACAAGAUGAGUGAGGUGGUUAACGGUGGAUUAGCUAGUCAAAACAAGAAUAAGAUUCAGAGGGUCAGAUUUUGGUGUCUUGUAGUCAAAUUGUUGAUGUUUUAAAAGGAAUUUCAGUGACCUGUAUUUACAUCCAGGUUAUUGGUAAAGUUUGACUCUGAAUUAUCAACCUCAACCUCUUUUGCAAAAAUAUUCCAGGAGCCGAAUCGAGAGGCUCGUCUUGAGGGUGUGUUUUGUCUCAAGUAGAAAUGUGGAUGUUAUUGACAUGAUUACAAUUUUGUACUAAACAGUGACCAGAAGGGUGCCACCCUUUCUUUUUGCAGUGCAUUGCACCCACGGACUAACUCCUCCGAUUGGCAACGAGGAAGUUAGACCACCUGUAUGUGUGACAUUUUAUAUCUUUGGGAAAAGACCGGGUGUCAACUGCUGAUCUAGAUUUAGUCUAAAUGAUUUUAUAUUUAUUGAAAGUCUAUAUUGUUAAAUGUCCUCACAGCUGAAACGUAUUUGUUAUUCUUCAUCAGCAUUACGAUAAUAAAAUUAUAUCAGUUCUAGA